GACGUCAUACGCCAUGUGCGUUGCCAACGUUCAAUAUUGAGUUGCCCAUCACUUGGUUGGUAUCGUUUGUUGACUAUUGCGAACAUGAAACACAUUAAAAAUUAGAAUGUUACCCAAAACAUCGCAAUAACCAUUCAUUGUGGUUGGAGCUACCUUGUGACAGUCGUUUCCUCCUCCACCUUUAUGCACGUAGGAGGGUUGGGUCUGUGAAGUGAGGCUGGACUAUCGUAUUAAUUAAAACUUCCAAGCAUUGUUUAGAGGUAAGAAUUGUCGGGAAUGGCUAGCCAAGGUGAUAAAGUGGAUAUCAUAGUAUUUGGUGCAACAGGCUUCACAGGGAAGGUUGCUGUGUAUAAGAUACUGAAUCUAGCCAAGGAGAAAGGUAUCACGUGGGGUAUUUCUGGAAGGAAUAAAGAUAAGUUGAAUGAUGUGCUGAAGGAGGUUGCAGAGAAAACAGGUGAAGACCUUGCUGCAGUCAAAGUUGUGGAGGCAGAUGUGAAAGAUGCAUCAUCCCUUCAGCAGAUGGCAUCACAAGCUCGUGUUUUGGUUAAUUGUGUUGGACCAUACAGAUUCUAUGGAGAGGCUGUCGUCAGUGCUUGUAUAGCUAGUGGAACUCACCAUGUGGAUGUGAGUGGUGAACCUCAGUACAUGGAGAAGAUACAGUUGGAAUAUCACAAGGCAGCUGAGGAGAAGGGAGUGUAUAUUGUAAGUGCCUGUGGGUUUGACAGUAUUCCAGCUGAUCUUGGGACAGUAUUUUUGAUGAACAAAUUUCAAGGAGAUUUGAACUCUGUGGAGACUUACCUUGAGUCUGGAACUACUGAACCAGUGCAGGGUGCAUUUGUACACUAUGGGACCUGGGAGUCGAUGGUAUAUGGUUUAGCCCAUUACAAUGAACUGCGACCUCUCCGUCAGAAGCUGUUCCCGGAUCGCUUGCCUCAGUUUACUCCGAAGUUGAAAAGAAGAUUGUUGUUCAAGAACAAGGAAUUUGAUGGUUGGUGUGUGCCAUUCCCUGGCUCUGACCGAUCUGUGAUGUUACGGUCACAGAGAUACUUCUUUGAACAUGAAAAGUUGCGACCUGUUCAAGUCCAGACCUACUUACUCAUCAAAUCAGUAUUUAGUGUGUUUGCUCUUGGCAUUCUUGGACUCAUCUUUGUUGUGCUUUCCAAGUUCCAGUGUGGAAGAAACUUGUUGCUUAAGUAUCCACAACUGUUCAGUGGUGGAGCAAUAUCUCAUGAGGGUCCCUCUGUAGAGAACAUGAAGAAGUCAUAUAUCAAUCUGAUGCUGUUUGGUGAAGGUUGGGCAGAGAAAUUAGCAGAACCAACAGACCAACAUGAUUUACCUCCUAACAAGCAUGUUACUGUCAAGAUAUCUGGGGAGGAUCCAUUUUAUGGAUUGACCUCUCUAAUUCUGCUUCUAAGUGCAGUCACCAUCUUGAGGGAAAGUGACAAGAUGCCUGGCAGGGGUGGAGUGUAUCCUCCAGGGGCAGCAUUUGCGAAGACAACCCUGAUUGAGGAGUUGGAUAAGCAUGGUUUGAAAUUUGAAAUUUUGCCCUCAGAAGGUGAUUAGAGCUUUGGUGGUUGGUAAUUCUGUUGUUGUUGUUGUUCCCCAGUAUUCUUACAAAUAUUUAAUCAAAGCUUAAGCAAGCUGCAUUUAUUAUGGGUUAAGUGUUAUAUGGAGAAGUUACUGGUACAUGAAUAAAUAAACACUUAAAUAAUUAUGAAUUUCAAGGUAUUUAAAAUGCAUAAUAAUUCACUUUAGAAUCAGUUUAUUGUCUCACUCGCUAAAAGUUUCAGAACAUGGAGAGUAAUUUUGAUAUCCUGUAAGACUGAAAUGCAUUGAAUGCCUGUGCUAGAGUUGAUAUUCUCAGGUGUGGCCAAAGCAGUUCUGAUGUAUGGCCACUGGCUAUUUUCAUAAGUAGUGUAUGAAAGUCGGGUGUUAUAUAAAGUUUUAUGUAAUCUUGGGCUUUUCUUCAUGGUUACCUUCAAUAUGUAUCCUUUUUUGUAUCAUUUGUAUGAACAUACUUAAUGUAGCCAGUAGCCAUUGAAAAUAGUUUUGUUCUUUUAUGUGCCAUUGUAAUUUCUUUUUUGUUGUUAAAUGCAACCAAAGUAAUUCUUCACAACCACUGAAUUAGACCAUUGCACAGAUCCUCGUUGAUACUGUGCUGUGAACAGUUUUGAAAUACAUUGUAGCUUUAUAAUUAGCUGCUAAUGCUAAAGCCUUUUAUGCCAACUCCUAAACUAUUUUGAAACAAGCAUAAUAACUUGAAUAUAGUGUGCGACUAAAUUUCCAUUAUUAAGUGAUUAUAUACACACACAUGUAUAAUAAAAAUAAUAUAUUGCUUUCCUUCAUAGUGAUUCAUUGCACUGUUUGUGAUAAUACAGAGACUUAUAAUAGCCAUAUUUUUGUGUAUGAGAAAUAUAUACCAUUGGAAUAUUUAAUAAAGUACUGUAGUUGUAUUAAUGUGGAA
Molecule: messenger RNA, 2464 nt
Organism: Zootermopsis nevadensis
Lineage: Eukaryota; Metazoa; Arthropoda; Insecta; Blattodea; Termopsidae
Product: saccharopine dehydrogenase-like oxidoreductase
Biological process (GO): glycolipid biosynthetic process
Cellular component (GO): mitochondrion; lipid droplet; plasma membrane
Source: RefSeq, a predicted model, not a curated record